Rubroshorea leprosula is the source of this 2005-nucleotide messenger RNA. The record is from the annotation of a GenBank genome assembly. Lineage: Eukaryota; Viridiplantae; Streptophyta; Magnoliopsida; Malvales; Dipterocarpaceae.
UCCGAACAUUCCAAAACAAAUGCGAAUCUGACGGCUAAGAAGCUGUAUAAACCCUCUCCUAAAAUCAAAAAAAUUCCCAGCAUAAUUCUAGGCUUCUAGCUUCCCCGUACGUCUUAUUAAGGCCAAGGAUCCGGUUGACCUGAACCAACGUCUCUCUACCAUCCACUUCUUCCUCCUCCUCUCUCCGCCGGAAAAUUUCCCCUUUUUCUGUGUCGGGAAAGUCCGCGCGGCCGUUGCCUCAUCUGGGUCUUUCUUCUUCCCUACAGAUUGUUGGUUUGUUUUUGUGGGUUACAGUGGUAAAUUCAACGGACAUGGUUAUGAAGGUGGCGUCUCCGAAGAAAGCAGCUUCCAUUACAGAGAAGGUGUGGCAGAGGGUUUAUGGGAAUUAUGUUAGCAGCAACGCAGGCAGAAGCAGUGGGGCCGGCCAUUUUCAUAGUACCAAGAGGUGUUCGUACGAGAGCGAUGAUGAAUACGAAGACGAAGAUGGGAACUUUCCGCUGGUGCAGAUCGGUGCGGAGAGGACCAAGAAUGUGUUGAUUCUCAUGAGCGAUACCGGUGGCGGCCAUCGAGCUUCCGCCGAGGCCAUCCGCGACGCUUUCAAGAUUGAGUUUGGGGAUGAAUACAGGAUAUUUGUGAAAGAUGUUUGGAAGGAGUACACAGGCUGGCCAUUGAAUGACAUGGAGAGGUCCUACAAGUUCAUGGUGAAACAUGUCCAGCUAUGGAAAGUUGCCUUUCACAGUACCUCUCCCAGAUGGAUACACUCAUGUUAUCUUGCAGCUUUUGCCGCUUAUUACGCCAAGGAGGUUGAGGCUGGGCUAAUGGAGUACAAGCCCGAUAUUAUAAUUAGCGUCCAUCCACUGAUGCAACACAUUCCUCUAUGGGUUCUUAAAUGGCAAGGGCUUCAGAAGAAAGUAAUUUUUGUCACAGUAAUUACAGACCUCAACUCCUGCCACCCUACAUGGUUUCAUCCAGGGGUCAACAGAUGCUAUUGCCCUUCCAAGGAAGUAGCCAAGAGGGCUUUAGAUGAUGGCCUUGAAGAGUCUCAAACUCGAGUCUUUGGCCUCCCUAUUCGUCCUUCUUUUGCUCGAGCAGUUCUUUCCAAGGAUGAAUUGAGAAAAGAACUAGAGAUGGAUCCUGAUUUGCCUGCAGUUCUUCUCAUGGGAGGGGGUGAAGGGAUGGGUCCCGUUAGGAAAACAGCAAGGGCUCUUGGAGAAUCACUUCUUGAUAAAGAUCAAGGGAAACCAAUAGGGCAAUUAAUUAUCAUUUGUGGACGUAACAAAGCGCUUGCCACUACAUUAGAAUCAGAUGAAUGGAAUAUCCCGGUUAAGGUCCGAGGUUUUGAGACUCAGAUGGAGAAAUGGAUGGGAGCAUGUGAUUGCAUAAUUACAAAAGCUGGACCUGGUACUAUUACAGAGGCCUUAAUCAGAGGGCUACCUAUUAUCCUCAACGACUACAUUCCUGGACAGGAAAAGGGCAAUGUGCCUUACGUAGUAGACAAUGGGGCAGGUGUGUUUACCAGAAGUCCCAAAGAAACAGCUAAAAUUGUGGCUGAAUGGUUCAGCACAAAAACAGAUGAGCUCAAGAGAAUGUCAGAGAAUGCACUAAAACUAGCACAACCAGAGGCGGUUUUUGACAUUGUAAAGGACAUUCACGAGCUUGCCUGCCAACGAGGGCCUCUUGCCAACGUCCCUUACAUGUUAACCGCAUCAUUCACCAGCCUAAUUUAAUCAAAUUGAUUACACCUUCGUCUUCCUCUGUAGCUAAGGCUUGGUCUAUCUACUAGUAUCCAUUGUACAGAUAGCUUUCGUAUUAAUUAUUAUCAUUCUUUGGAUUCAGAGGUUCAGUUGACAAUUCUGCUAGAACAAACUCUGAUAAUGUUCUGAAGGGUUGGGAAUUUUUGUAAAAUGGGUUUCGUGUAAAAGCUGGUAAUCUUGUAAUUUGAUAUAUAUGGUUCAGUAUUAACCUAUUUUGUUUUUACCUUCUAAAUUAAAUUUCAAAUGGUUUU